Myotis daubentonii (Daubenton's bat) is the source of this 8982-nucleotide messenger RNA. It is a transcript of the gene ZNF398, whose product is annotated as zinc finger protein 398. Gene Ontology annotation, cellular component: nucleus. Gene Ontology annotation, molecular function: DNA-binding transcription factor activity, RNA polymerase II-specific; RNA polymerase II cis-regulatory region sequence-specific DNA binding. Lineage: Eukaryota; Metazoa; Chordata; Mammalia; Chiroptera; Vespertilionidae. Gene Ontology annotation, biological process: regulation of transcription by RNA polymerase II. The record is from RefSeq and is a predicted model, not a curated record.
GCCGUGCCCGGCGUGCGCUCGGUGCCCACAAAGCGCCAGCUGAGGGGCCGCUGGGGGCCGAGCGCAGCUGAGCUUCCCCGUCACCGCGCUCCUCAGGCCGGUCCUGCCCCUGCCGCGUCCCCGCGCCCCGAGCAGCCGGGCCCCACGGCCGCGCGAGCCUGGGCGCGGAAGGCAGGCCGAGCGGUUGCCGUCUCUGUGGGUCUGUGCGGCGGCGACAGCAGCGACUGCGGCCCGGGUCGGACAGCGCAGAGCCAUGGCCGAGGCGGCCCCAGCUCCGACUUCUGAAUGGGACUCCGAAUGCCUUACGUCCCUACAGCCCCUUCCCCUCCCUACACCCCCAGGAGCAAACGAGGCACACCUGCAGACUGCAGCCAUCUCCCUGUGGACAGUGGUGGCAGCUGUGCAGGCUAUAGAGAGAAAGGUGGAGGUGCACAGCCGGCGUCUCCUACAUCUAGAAGGACGGACAGGGACGACAGAGAAGAAGCUGGCCAGCUGUGAAAAGACAGUGGCUGAUCUCGGGAACCAGCUGGAUGGCAAGUGGGCCGUGCUGGGGACCCUGCUGCAGGAGUACGGGCUGCUGCAGAGGCGGCUGGAGAACUUGGAGAACCUGCUGAGGAACAGGAACUUCUGGAUCCUGCGGCUGCCCCCGGGUAUUAAAGGAGAUAUCCCAAAGGUGCCUGUGACAUUUGAUGAUAUCUCCAUCUACUUUUCCACUCCAGAGUGGGAAAAGUUAGAAGAAUGGCAAAAGGAACUUUACAAGAAUAUCAUGAAGGGCAACUACGAGUCUCUCAUCUCUAUGGAUUAUGCCAUGAAUCAGCCUGAUGUCUUAUCUCAGAUUCAGCCAGAAGGAGAACAUAAUACGGAGGAUCAUGCGGGGCCAGGGGAAAGUGAGAUUCCCACCGACCCCAGUGAAGAGCCUGUCAUUUCAACAUCAGAUAUUCUGUCUUGGAUUAAACAAGAGGAAGAGCCCCAGGUUGGGCCCCCACAGGAGUCCAAGCAGAGUGACAUAUACAAGGGUACCUAUGCUGAUGAACAGCUUGUCAUCAAAGCCGAAGGCCUUGCCGGAGCCUCCUUGUGCCCCGAGGUUCCAGUCACCUUCUCUUCACCACCAGCAGCAGCAAAGGAUACUUUUUCAGAUGUGGCUUUCAAAGGCCAGCAACCUGCAUCCAUGACACCUUUUGUACAUCCAGCCACUGACCUGGCAGAAGCCUCUGAGGGACAAGUGACGUUCACACAGUUGGGUAGCUAUCCCCUGCCGCCCCCUGCUGGAGAGCAGAUGUUCUCAUGCCACCACUGUGGCAAGAGCCUCAGCCAAGACAUGUUGCUGACCCACCAGUGUAGCCACACUGGUGAGCACCCCUUAUCCUGUGCCCAGUGUCCCAAGCACUUUUCUCAGCAAGCCGAGCUUGGCAGCAACCCCCAGACCCAUGCCAGUGAGACGCCCCCCACCUGCCCGCACUGCGCCAGGACUUUCACUCACCCGUCAAGACUCACCUAUCACCUCCGGGUCCAUAGCAGCACUGAGCGCCCUUUCCCCUGUCCUGAUUGCCCCAAGCGCUUUGCAGACCAGGCCCGCCUCACCAACCACCGGCGAGCUCACGCCAGCGAGAGGCCCUUCCGCUGCACGCAGUGUGGCCGGAGCUUUAGCCUGAAAAUCAGCCUCCUGCUCCACCAGCGCGGGCAUGCACAGGAGCGGCCUUUCUCCUGCCCCCAGUGUGGCAUUGACUUCAAUGGCCACUCGGCCCUGAUCCGCCACCAGAUGAUCCACACAGGCGAGCGUCCUUACCCGUGCACUGACUGCAGUAAGAGCUUUAUGCGCAAGGAGCACCUGCUGAACCACCGGCGGCUGCACACGGGCGAGCGGCCCUUCAGCUGCACGCAAUGUGGAAAGAGCUUCAUCCGCAAGCACCACCUCAUGAAGCACCAGCGCAUCCACACGGGCGAGCGGCCCUACCCCUGUGCCUAUUGCGGCAGGAGCUUCCGCUACAAACAGACGCUUAAGGACCACUUACGUUCAGGCCACAACGGAGGCUGUGGGGGUGAGAGUGACCCAUCUGGACAGCCGCCUGACCCCCCAGGUCCUCUCCUAACGGGGCUCGAAACCUCUGGCCUAGGCGUUAACACUGAAGGUCUAGAAGCCAAUCAGUGGUAUGGGGAGGGUAGUGGAGGGGGAGUUUUGUGAACCUCCCUCCCGGUUAUCCAUGCUCACCCAGGACAAGAGAAAGGGGCAUGAGCCCCUCCACUCCUGAAGUAAUCACUAUUGAUUGCUAUGUUGAUGCAUUUGGGGUCCUAUACACUUGACUAGAGACAUGCUUGAGUUUGGGAACUUCACAGCAUUACAAGUAUACCACUUUUUUUAACAUAUUUUUUUAUUUCAGAGAGGAAGAGAGAGAGAGAGAAACUUCAGUGAUGAGAGAGAAUCAUUGAUUGGCUGCCUCCUGCAUGGCUCUCACUGGGGAUGGAACCCGCAACCCAGGCAUGUGCCCUGACCAGGAAUUGAACCGUGAGCUCCUGGUUCAUAGGUCGAUACUCAGCCAUUGAGCCACCCUGGCUUGGCCAAGAAUAACACAUUUUGAAACACAGAAGAGCCCAGCAUCCCCAUCUUUUCAAAAAAUGAGACCUAAGCAGAAAUUGCAGAGAGAGAGGAAAACAUGAUUUGGCCUUUGGUAAUUCAUCACAGGGUAAUAGAUUGAGCAUGAUUGCAGCUCUGGGUAGAAACAGUUACAUGGGAAGAACCUCCAGAGCUUGAAGCCCAUCUGAGGCAGAGCCUUUCAUUAGUCCCCUGAUGAUAAGACAGUUGUUAGAAGAAAGUACUCCAGCCUCAGUCCAUAUUCCUGCUCCUUCCAAUGCUAGCUAAAGCCCACUCGUGCUGAUGGACUGUCUCUUCCCAAAUGAUAGUGCAAUACGGCCUUCCUAGACUAAUUCUUUUUAAAUACAUUUUGUUACAUAUUGGGUGAGCAAGAAAUCUGACUAAAAACUUCUUGAGAACAGUGCUUAACUUUCACCACUUGAUUUGCAGCAUUAAGCCUCUCACUGGCAUUUAAACUGCCAGAAACCUCUACCGAGGUCCUGGUUUAAAAAGUUUGGAACAGUGUUCUCAGCCCCAGCUGUAAAAGCUAGAAAUCUCAGAGAAAUGAUGACAGCCUAACCUUUAUGCCUGAACCAUGUUUCUUAGAAGUACUUACUUCCAGUUCUUGUUAUCUAUAAGCCAAUAAGAUGGCUUUUCAAUUUCUAGUGUCUGAUAUUCUUGACAGUCCUCAGCAAAAAAAAUCACAGCACUUCCAGAAGCAUUAUGGAGUUUCAGAAAAGCUGGGUGCACUGGCACACCCAGCUUUUGUCUCAGCAGUGAGGUGCUGGUGUGAUAAUGCAACUUUCUUGAGCCGUUAGAAAAUAUUCACCCAUCUGGCCAUUCCCAAGUUGGCAGUGGACAGAUUGAGGGACUUCAUAGAUCACUGAGAGCUAAGCACCAGAUGCAGACAGGGAUAGCCUCUUCCUGCUGAUUUUGCUUUUAGGGACCUUGACUACCAUGGGUCCUUUUGUCGGGGUCAUUCAUUCCCCUGGGAGCAUCUGAGCCUUGUGCUGCUCCUAAGUGGCUUUGCAAUUGUGCGUACGUCCCUUCUUUUCCUUUACAAAUCUCAUAUUUUCAUCUGUGAAGUGAGGCUGGUGAAAGAAAAAAAGUGAGCUUCUAAGAAAAUUUUUUUUUAGAUCUUGUGAUACAUUGCUUCUUCUGCCAAAAUCCUCUCUCUGUCUCUGGCUUCUAUCCAGGCAAAGCCAAAUAAGAAGCAAAAUCAAAGCAGAGACAUUCCUGCUGAAACUUGACUGAAAUCAAUUUGAUUUGUUAUUUUACUCCUGCUUGGAGCCUGAGGUGGAAGGCAGAGAAUACAGAAAACCCUUAAGUCUUAGGCAGAAAAGCUGUGUAUAUCCGCACUCUUUUGUUUCCCCUGAUCUUCCUGAGCUGCCUGGAAACAAGGUCUGCGAGUAAUUAGGACACUUUAUUGAUGAAAUAGUAAGGGAAGGACUCAUUUUUUCCUUAUCACCUAGCACAGCCUUUACCCUGCCUGGUUGUGCAUAACCACACCAGGAAAAAGCGUCUUUACCCCAGCCAGCUUUGCCUCUAGGAAGGCUCUGUCUGAACAUGCUGCUCUUCAGAUAAUCACAGUGAUAGCAUCUACUCUGUGAUAGUCACAGUACCAGGAAUCAUAUGAAGUAAUGAAGAAACCCAGGGGUAUAGAACAAACCAGGACAUGAGGAACAGAAUGCUGGCAUAGUGGGAGCUUUCUAACUAGGAUCUAGACUUGUACUCUGAGAAAAUUUUGGGGUUCUGGGAAUUCUAGUUUCACAGGUUGACCCACUAGGAACAUGAGUGUGAGGUCCAGCUCUGGUUUCCACCCUGAUCUUAAAGAUAAGGGAGAAGAAUUAAAAGUAUUACCUUUAGGUGGUAUGUUCCCUUUUCUGAACAGAUUUAAGCAUUUAACCACAGGAUGCUGGAGAAGGAAUUCUAGGUAUGAUGUUGGACUAGGUAAUAUGGAAAAUUCUUUUUUACUCAAUGAUUUACUGAUGACAUGGAGUUUACUAACAAAAGAGACCUGUGGGUUAAAAUGCUGCAGAAAGAUGGAGGUAGGGGUUUUCCUAAUCUUUGGCCCUGGUACACACUAGAUGUUCGACUAUGGUGCAUUCUGGUCUCCUCUCCCUCCACCAGGUAGAACUCCAGGCCAUCUCCAAAUUGGAGAAUUUGCGUAAAAUUCAAGAAUGGGUAAGUAAAAUGGAUCAGUGGAAAAGAUUUCAGUGUAUGGAGAAGCUUGGUCCAGCCAGGGCUCCUGAGUGAAACCAGGCAUUUAACUCAACAGUUAAAGAAGUACCCGCGGAUUGGGUGUCAUGAGCAGAUUUGAUAGGAAAGCCAGAAACAUGCUCAUUAGGCUGCCCUCUGGACUAAGAGAUCUGUACUAUCACAUAAAUGGGCACCAUCUCACCGGAGUGGAUCCAGGUGUUGACUGUAACCAGAUUCAGUCUGCUUACUAGGUUUUUUCAUUGUCACCAUAAGACGAACCUAUGGUUCAGCCACAGAUGUGGAAAUAAAUGGAAGUUUAUCUAGAAAGUGAAAGCUGAUGACUGCUCCUUUCUCCUGGAUAUUCGAUGCUGGCACCAUAGCGGGGCUCUUGCUAGAGCAGUGUUUUAUAUAACUUCCCUCAUCAGGAACAGUCCACAGAGUUCCCACUGAAGGGCUGCUGGGCUGCUCUUUGGAGCAUUUUUGAGAGAUUGAGUAUCCCAGCCUAUCUCAACCAGGACCAGACCCUAUGCCCUACUGGGGCAUAACAUAUGCUCACUGUCUGUCUGCAGAAGCCUUGUUGGUAUAAAGGACCCACGUUCCUUUAUCUGUUCAUUCUAAAUGAUAUGGAGAACCCAAAUUUUUUUUUCUAAUGAUGCCCCUGACCAGAAUCGAACCCACAACCUUUCAGUUCACGAGCCAACAUUCUAACCACUGAGAAAUCUGGCUAAGGCAGAACCCAAAUUUCUGCUCGGAUUUCUCUUGAGGAAGGGCAGGAAAGCACCCCAUCCCUUCCUCAACAGCUAGCGCCCAAGGGCUGCUCAGUAGCAAUGAAUAAAAGCAAGUCUUUCCACAAGGCUCUCAUAGACCAGGGACUCUUAUCUUCAGAUACAUGUUUUAUCUGUGUGCUUGAUAGCUUUGAUCCUGUUCCCUUCACUCUACAAAGCAAACAGCUUGUCCACGGAGGACAUUCUUUGACUAGGAAGUGUCAAGCUCUUACAAGCAAAAGGUAGUCAAGUUAGGUCAGGUCGGGGAUGGGAGGGAGUGGGAGCGGGCAGUGUGCAAGGCCUUAAUUUGAGGCCACAUCACGUGGGUUAGUACAGCUUCAUGGUUUAGAGCAUGGACUCAGACCUAGAUUCAAGUCCUGGUAUCAGCAAAAGUAACAUACUGAACAUGCAUUAUUUAACCAUCAUGGGCCUAGUUUCCUUAUCUGUAAAAUAGGGAGAAGGAUACCUCUGUCUCUGAGGUGUUAGGUUAGGGGAUACCUGUGAAAGUGCUGAGCACGAAGCCUGACAUGUAGAAGGUGUCAGAAUGGCAGCCCUCAAGAGGUGUGCAGGACCAACCAGAGAGGGCCACACAGCCAGCUGAGCCUGAAGUGGUGUCAAGAACCAAGGCUGCUCUACGGAAUCAUGGGAUUUUUUUUUUUUUUUAAGUACAUGGUUCUUAAUGUCUCAUCUUUUUGCUUUCAUGCAGCCUGUUCUGUUACUCCAUCUUUUCUGUACUUCUGGCUCCCACAAGUUCCUGUGUGCCAUAAUACCAUGUGGCUCUCUGGUUCCCUUGGUUUUUCUUAGUUCAGAUUCUAAGGGGUGGGGUCUGGCCUUGUCCUUUCUAUAUCAGGCCACAGGAGUUUACAGCCAACCCUUGGAUUGGCUGCCCGUCGGUUACGUGCUCAUCUUGGUUCCGUCAGCUGUAGUCAGGAGGGACGAUCUUGUGGUCCUUGCACCAGGAUCUGUGACUUGGGAAUGGGCAAACAGUGGCAUAGUAUGGCAUGUCCAGUACUACCAGGAGAGGAGAGCGUCCGCUUUACCUGCAUGAGGGUCUCUUAAAAGACUUCUGCUUCAUGAGCACUGUCAGAGACUAGAGGUUGUUAUUGUCUCUCAUAAAGGACCCGAGAGAUGCUGUUUAAAUAACUUGCAAAAGGAGUAAUUUGUCACUUUGUAGGGUUGUAGUCCUCCCUUUCUGGUCCUGCUCCAAUUUUUUUUUAAAGUGUGUGUAACUCUGAGCAUAUAUAUAUAUAUAUAUAUAAUUAACAAUGGUUGUUCUAGGUGUGUGUAAACACACACACACAUACAAUGACUUUCAUCAACUUGGCCAAAUUGCCUCUUCAAAACAAAAAAUUAUUUCAGCCCUGGCCGGUUUGGCUUGGUGGAUGGAGCAUCGGCCUGGGGGCUGGGGGGUCCCGGGUUCGAUUCCGGUCGAGGGCAUGUACCUUGGUUUCGGGCACAUUCCCAGUGGGGGGGGGGGGCGGUGCAGGAGGCAGCUGAUCGGUGUUUCUCUCUCGUCGAUGAUUCCAACUCUCUAUCCCUUUCCCUUCCUCUCUGUAAAAAAAAUAAAAUAUAUAAAAAAAAAUUAUUUCAGUCCUAAGACCAUCCACUAAAUGCGGAAAGGUACAGUCUAAUCAAGGAAGCCGAAGAGCAGUGUGCUGCAAUGCUCUGAAAAUUGCCAGGUGACAUUUCAAAUAAAAGAGUUGAUAAAACCUCAGUGGGCAACAUGGCUUUGUUUCUGUUUAUUAGCAAAGCCAGUAUUUGCUGUGAAAUCUUGAAACUGGUCUAAAAAUUCAGCCACCCAAGAAUGGAGGCCACAUGCUGUUAGGGAUGUGGCUACUCCAUGAAUAAUUGUACAGUGGGAAGACCACCUGAGCAGGGGUUAAAAACGGGAUUCUGGUCUUAAGAUUCUCUACCUUCCUGGUACGGAGCAAGCCACUUAAUUUGUGGAGAUCUCAUUUUCUUAAUUCUAAUGUGCACAUUGAACAAAAUGGUAAUGUAAGGUCACAUCCACCUCUAAAAUCAUAGACUUCAAGAUUUCACUUCCUGGUCCUUUCCUUAUCUGGUUUCUCUCCAGAUUCUGCCAUACUAAGUGAUUGCUUCCACCCAACAGAAUAAGCACCUUGAUGAGUUCGGCAUCAUUACCGAACAGCUUCAUUCUACUAGUAUCUUUAUUAUAAUUACUCCAAAGCCACACAAACUGACAAGAUGUUAGCAAAACUGUAAACUUUUGUUUUAAAUACACAGUAUGCAGUUGACUGCAUUUUUUAAGGCUAGGAAAACACACCAAAAUUAAGAAUGGUUUUUCUAGGGUGUUGGGGUUAUUCAGUGGUUAUUUUACCCUGUAAAUUCUGUGUAAUGUAAAAUAUCUUGUGUAUAGCAUUCAGAGAGGAAGAAAGAGGGAGAGACAGAAAUAUCAAUGAUGAGAGAGAAUCAUUUAUUGGCUGCCUCCUGCACACCCCCUACUGGGGAUUGAGCUCACAACCAGAACACGUGCCCUUGACUGAAUCGAAUCCGGGACCCUUCAGUCCGCACGCUGAUGCUCUACCCACUGAGUAAAACCAGCUAGGGAGUGUAUAACGUUCUUAAUGCUUUUAUAAGAACAUGGAUUAUUUUAGUGAGAAUGGUCCUGGAAAUGAAGUCAGGAGGCCAGAGUUUUAAUCUUGCUUUGAUUUGUCAUGUGUAAUAUGAGAAUAAUGCACAUUUUACUAACUUUACAUUGGUGUUGUGAGGCUCAAAUGAGGGGUGGUCUUAAAAAGUGCUUUAAAACAUAUUAAAGGCCUGAGAAGCAAGUGUUGCUACAGUAGAUGCAGAAGAAUUACUUGCUGACCAGGUAAACAGUCUCUGGAUGUCGGUGCUCCUCAUUCAAGAUUGGACAGUGGUUGCUUCUUCACUUCCAGUUUGCCUGUGCUGGCUGGUGGGGAGAAGCUGCCUGAGGUUGCCAGUUGGGAAGCAGUGGGGAAAGGGAAGUACGUGUGGGCAGAGAUUGAAAACAAAGUGGGAUGGAGAAAAUACCAGGUUGACCUAUAUCCCAUAAUGUGUUGACUUUUACCAGCAACUUAUGCAAGAUCACCAGCUGUACGUAUACGAGGAAUUGUAACAAAUCAGGGAGGCAGGCAUGUCACUGGAGAGAUUGGGUUAAACAAGCAGAAUUCACAACCAGGGAUGUACCCAAAGCUGUGCACAUCAAGCCAGUUCUUGGCUUUGAAUUUAUAGUUAGUAAAAAUUAUACAAGAAAACCGGUAUCGACAAGCUAAGCUCAUGAGUAAGCAGGAUAAAAACAAUGCGCAAGAACAAUGAAAUCAUAGUUUAUUUUUAACCAGUAAGUGAUCAUUUAGAAUGACCCUCAGGGUGAUCUUGUGGGGCUGAGUCAAGGACCUGAGGAACAGCAAGAAGACUGUUAGCUGGUUCUUGGCUGGACAUUAUACUAACCUGGGGAGCUUAAAACUCUGU